Molecule: messenger RNA, 1758 nt
Organism: Argentina anserina (silverweed cinquefoil)
Lineage: Eukaryota; Viridiplantae; Streptophyta; Magnoliopsida; Rosales; Rosaceae
Exons: 1
Coding region: 385-1227 (280 amino acids)
Source: RefSeq, a predicted model, not a curated record
UAGCCUUUCGGUGCUUAUUCAACCACGUUGAUACUUUUUACUCUUUCCUGUUUCUUUUUCUGAUAACUUGGGCAAUAUAAGCAGUAGUUUCAGUUCUUCUUCUGCAUAACUGAUCCGACUCUCCAUCGAAUUCUCAAGCUCAGACAAGAUGGUAAAGCUAAAGCUGCAAGUUUGCAGCCUUGUCAUUACCAUGUUUCAAAUCCAUGCCAGCUUUCCUUCUUCCUUUGACUCCAAAUCAGUUGACAUCCCUCAUCAUUUUUUGGCUCUCUGGUGAUUCAAAUUCCCCUUCACCUUGUUUUCUUUGAAUUCAAAAGCAGUGGCUUGUAGCAAGUUUGCAAGAGUUACACUAUCUCUCUUUCUUAUGAAAGUUUCCUGCUUUCAACUAUGGCCAUUGAGGUGUGCUCGGAGAUUUCCAGCCCCGGAUUUAGUCCAAGAAUUUCGUUUUCUCAUGAUCUCGACAAGGCAAACUCUCCGGUGCCAAAGGAAGAGCAGCAGCAGCUGCUGCAACGGUUAGACUCCUCUCUAGUGGAUUCAAGUUCCGAUUUUGACUUCUGCAUUGUCAAUAAUAUCAAGCUAGAGCUGUCUUCAGCCGACGAGCUUUUCUCCAAUGGCAAGAUUCUUCCAGUCCAAAUCAAGCCAACUCCCACUACAACAACUCCCAAAGAAACCCUCCUUCACCCUCCUCAUCAAUCUGCAACAAAGAACACAGAGAAAAAGAGGCUGAAGGAGUUCUUAGAAGACAGCAAUGCCGAAGAUGAAUCUAAUGACAAUGAAGAGAAGCCUCCGAUUGCAAAGCCUUCCUGGCAGUUCAGGAGAAGCAGCAGCCUCAAUUUCGAUAGUACAACUGCUCGAGGUAUGAACAUAAUCCGAUCACUCCAUUUUCUUUCGAGAAGCAACUCAACUGGAUCAGCUCCAAAUCCAAAACAAACAUUUACCCCAAAUCAGAAACAGCAGCAUUUGCAGAAAAACCAAUCUACCAACUCAAGAAGAAGAUCAUCAUCAGCAUCAUCAUCAUCAUGUUCAAGUAGCACUACAUACUAUCCUUACAACACUUCACCGCGGUCACUGAAGCCAUCGUUAAGGAAGAGUGGAUCUUACGGCAGCAAUGGGAUAAGAAUUAGUCCAGUCCUAAAUCUCCCACCGCCUUACAUUUCGAAAGUUACCGUCAGUUUUUUCGGGUUCGGAUCUCUGUUCUGUAAUGGUAAGUUAAAAAAGAAGAAGAAAUGAGAUGUCCUCAUGUUGAGAUACAGAUGCAGAAUUGCAGAUAGCUGUCCAACCAUGUGAUCAUACUCUGUAAAAUAAGAAAUGUUUAGGAAUCUUUUCUGGUAAUGUAUAGAAGAAUAGUUCAUCGACUAUUUGAGGUUAUUACUCGUGAAAACUACAGGGGAGAGAAGUGUAGGGACAGUAAACUCUGCAUUUCAUAUCGAAGUGUUACAGGCUUAGGAGACAAGAUAAACAAGGUAUCUUUCUCUCAAGCCACUCACAUCCCAUUCUUUCAUUUUUCUCUGCUAUUGAUUCUUUUUUUAUAUAUAGCACAAACCAAGUAUAUACGACUCUUUUUUUUCUUCGUUUGAUUAAGGGUUUCUUUUUGUUCUUUUCUGCUUUGCGUUACUUAGGAUCUUUUAGAUUUUGUUUUAAAUCGUAGGAUUAGCACAGAAAGACAGGUUAGCUGAAGAAUCCAUCAUCUGUGGAAAAGGAGUCAUUACUCCCUUUCUUUAGUCCUCAAUCAUCAUUUCCCCAAAGCAAAGGUGUUUAGAA